GAAAAAGGCAUGAAUACAUAUUAAAUUUGGAUACAUUUUUGGAAGAUAAAUAAAUAUGAAGGGUGUGUAAAAUUAGAUUAAUUACCUACCGAAUCCCUUCCCUCUUAUAUAUCCUCACUGCACUGCACCACAGUAGUGUGGUUCCAUCAACGACGAUGGCCUUGUGCUCCACCAAAUUUUUGUUGUCUCUUGUGCUGCUGUCAGCCAUCCCUCUAGCCAUCAUCAUAACCCUAGAAUCAGCCGCUCCAACCGCCCAUUACUACCAGUUCCACAGCACCGGUUGGUUUAGAGAAUCCAGCAAAUGGGACCAAGUCAACAGCCGCUUCAUCGUCUCCUUUACGGACGGCGGAGGUCUCGGUGUCGUCCGCGUUCCUGAAGAUCACAACCCCGACCUCGUCCUGGAGGAGAUCCCUGUGGUGAAAAAUACGGACGCCGUUGGGAACGGGACCUGUGGUGUUUUCAUUGAUCGUCCCAGGAACCGGGUGGUGGUGGCCAUAGCCGAUGUUUUUGGAAACACUUACAGUGCUGUGGCGGCCUAUGAUAUGGAUUCGUGGAAACGCUUGUUUUUCACGCACCUCCCUUCCUCAGCAGAAGAUGGAAAAAGCAUGGCAGACGACGUUACCGUCGAUGCGCAAGGGAAUGCAUACAUAACAGAUGCCAAAGGAACUCAAAUAUGGAAGGUUGGGGUGGAUGGACAAAUCUUAUCGGUCAUCAAGAGCCCGCUUUUUCAUGCUAAAGAAUGGUACCACAACUUCUUCACCCUCAAUGGCAUCGUCUACCAUCCGAAUGGCUACUUGAUCGUGGGUCACACCAUUGCCGGAAUUCUCUUUAAGGUUGAAAUCAACAACGGUAACAGAGUUGCAUUGGUCAAGGUUGACACUAGGUUGACAGUUGCAGACGGGUUGGAACUUUUAUCGCCCACCAAACUUGUUGUGGCUGGAGCCAACGGUGUAAAGUUAGUUGAGAGCAACGAUGAUUGGACAACGGCUUCCGUGAUUGGAAGGUCGCCAGUGCUUAAGCAUCGCAUGGCCACUGCAGCCAUGGUGAAGGAUGGGAAGGUGUAUAUCAAUCAUGCACUUGGGAUGGGGUACCCCAAGAAGAAACACGUUUUCGUGGAAGCUGUUUUUUCUUAGAUCAACUUGUAAUUUAAUUUUUAAAUAAAAAUAUUGAUGUAUGAUGUUGUACUUGUAUGGACGAUGUAUCAUGAAAAGAGAGAUUUGG
Messenger RNA from Cynara cardunculus var. scolymus (artichoke), 1221 nucleotides. RefSeq lists its product as uncharacterized. Gene Ontology annotation, cellular component: endoplasmic reticulum. The record is from RefSeq and is a predicted model, not a curated record. The transcript has 2 exons. Lineage: Eukaryota; Viridiplantae; Streptophyta; Magnoliopsida; Asterales; Asteraceae. The coding region runs from base 156 to 1133 and encodes 325 amino acids.